Angiostrongylus costaricensis is the source of this 273-nucleotide messenger RNA. NCBI's taxonomy places the organism in Eukaryota, Metazoa, Nematoda, Chromadorea, Rhabditida, Metastrongylidae. The record is from the annotation of a GenBank genome assembly.
AUGCAUCAAUCGUGGAGUCGCUAUUCGUCGGCAGCUGUCCAUCCCACGGAGAAACUCGCUUUCAUUUUGUCGCAUGACGGUCCUGGAAUCACCGUCGCUGCCAUCGUCAUUGUCGCCACUACCAGUGAGCUCGAAAGUUUUUCUUUCGCAGAAUUUCCUUUUAUAGUUUCCAUUUUCCUUUUUUUAUUUUCUAUCUUUGUUUUCACUCUAUUUUUGUUUUUCUCUCAUGUUCAUAGCCAUAUGCACAUUUAUUUAUUCAAUUCCAAUGUAUGA